Didymella exigua CBS 183.55 is the source of this 788-nucleotide messenger RNA. RefSeq lists its product as uncharacterized. The annotation marks the transcript as partial. The record is from RefSeq and is a predicted model, not a curated record. The transcript has 2 exons. NCBI's taxonomy places the organism in Eukaryota, Fungi, Ascomycota, Dothideomycetes, Pleosporales, Didymellaceae.
CCUAAAACAUUUCCCCACGCUUUCCAAAUCACACGCUUCCUCGGUCUGCGAUAUAUCUGGAUCGAUUCCCUGUGUAGCAUCCCGGAUUCGGGAAAGGACAGGAAUCAAGAGUUCACCGCAAUGGCUGACAUAUAUUCGAACGCAAUAAUCACCACAGCAGCCACCAGUGCUGCGUCGCCAGACUCAGGGCUUUACUCUAUUCCAGCCGAGCUUUAUCGAAUGCGUAGACAUCCCCAAGAUGAUGACAACUCUAAAGCUUUGGUCAGACCCAAGGACAACUUACUUUAUCGCCAGCAUGAUAUACGCCUACUGAAACGUGCAUGGGUACUAUAGGAGAGAUUGCUCAGCACACGCGUUCUCCAUUUCACUCCCCAUGAGUUGAUGUUUGAGUGUCUGCACGAAAUAAAGUGUCAGUGCGGAAGACUAGACACAUGGUGGGAUUCGGAAUGGGCUCGCGGUGGUUUCAAACAGACUGUGAGUACAUUGCUUUUCGGAAUCAAUCGUGCAUUCAGCUCAGGGCAACUCCAAGGGCGUCCUAUGGACUAUCAAAGGGAGACAGUUGUCCAAACAUACUCUCGGCUCAGUUUAACGAGGCCCGAUGAUGUACUUCCGGCGCUCUCUGGUGCAGCGAAGCCUACAAACAUGUUCAGAGGCGGAGACCAGCAUUGUGCUGGUCACUUCAAGAGUAUACUGCCACUUUAAAUGGCUUGGCGUGUGAUAGGACUGCGAGUGGGUGGGGCCCGGCACGGCCCAACAUGGUCGUGGCUUUCAGUGAUACCUGGGCCGAG